GUAAUAGGCAUCAAAGAUGAUAGAUAAAUGAGCCCAAAGCAAUGAAGGCCGGCGGCGCCCAGCUACACAGCCAGAUCACAACAAUUAACACUACUAGUUGUGACAAGUCAACAAAGAACUCUAAAAAAUUGUGUGCCCCACUAAUCUCUUUGUUAUUUUCUCCACUUUCUCCAAAUCUCUCUUCUCCGAUCAUCUCCCAUCGGAAUCUCCUGAAUCGUCGAUGGACGACUCCUUGAAUUUAUUUGUAGAGGAGACGUCGUUUUUUAAUAGGAUUGUUCUGGGCACAUUCUUGCCGGAAUCAUGGUGGGGACCACUCCCUCAUUGGUUUCAAGGAUGGCUUCGCAACUACAUCGGUGGAGUCUUGCUUUACUUUAUCUCUGGUUUUCUUUGGUGCUUCUACAUCUAUUACUUAAAACGAAACCUUUAUCUACCUAAAGAUGCCAUCCCUUCAAAUAGAGCUAUGCUCUUGCAAAUAGGAGUUGCAAUGAAAGCUAUGCCAUGGUACUGUGCCCUUCCAUCACUUUCUGAGUACAUGAUUGAAAAUGGGUGGACUAAAUGUUUCUCAAGAAUAAGCGAUGUCGGAUGGAUACCCUACCUUAUCUAUGUUGCAGUUUAUCUGGUAAUAGUAGAAUUUGGUAUCUAUUGGAUGCAUCGAGAGUUGCAUGACAUAAAACCUCUGUACAAAUAUCUCCAUGCUACACAUCAUAUAUACAACAAGCAAAAUACACUCUCCCCAUUUGCUGGUUUGGCAUUCCACCCAUUGGAUGGAAUACUACAGGCAGUGCCACACGUAAUAGCUCUUUUUCUGUUGCCUGUGCAUUUCACCACACACAUUGCUCUCUUAUUCAUAGAAGCCAUAUGGACUGCAAAUAUUCAUGACUGUAUACAUGCGAAGGUUUGGCCUGUAAUGGGUGCCGGUUACCAUACCAUCCACCAUACUACGUACCGCCAUAAUUAUGGUCACUACACAAUAUGGAUGGACUGGAUGUUUGGAACUCUUCGCGAUCCUGUUGAAGAUGAAGUGAAGAAACUGUAACAUUCAUCCCUGUAACGAAUUGGUAUUCAUCGUCUUAUUUAUUAGGUUGCAGAGUGGUUGGUGCUUCAUUUAGAGUUUGUUGUGUGUGCAUUUCAUGGAUGUAAAUUUUACUAGUGGGUUUUCAAUGUUUAGACAAAAAAAUAUUAUCCAGGAAAAAUACUGUGAAAUGCUCUUGAUGCAUUUGAGGUAUUGUUAUUGAGGAAAGAAGCAAGAGAUCCAAGUUUCAAUGAGAAAGUAUCUCGUGGAUUUGGAAUAUGUAUCGAACAUUUACGAUAGUGCGGAUAGGACUUAAAUCUUCUAGUC
Solanum pennellii is the source of this 1339-nucleotide messenger RNA. Its product is annotated as delta(7)-sterol-C5(6)-desaturase-like. Lineage: Eukaryota; Viridiplantae; Streptophyta; Magnoliopsida; Solanales; Solanaceae. Gene Ontology annotation, biological process: lipid biosynthetic process. Gene Ontology annotation, molecular function: iron ion binding; oxidoreductase activity. The transcript has 3 exons. The record is from RefSeq and is a predicted model, not a curated record. The coding region runs from base 221 to 1036 and encodes 271 amino acids.